Messenger RNA from Melanaphis sacchari, 1411 nucleotides. Its product is annotated as putative phosphatidate phosphatase. Bases 260 to 1132 code for a protein of 290 amino acids. Gene Ontology annotation, molecular function: phosphatidate phosphatase activity. Lineage: Eukaryota; Metazoa; Arthropoda; Insecta; Hemiptera; Aphididae. The transcript is spliced from 6 exons. The record is from RefSeq and is a predicted model, not a curated record. Gene Ontology annotation, biological process: phospholipid dephosphorylation; signal transduction; phospholipid metabolic process.
GUAUUACUCCAGUAUAGUAAGUAGUAACGUAACAUCAUCGCGUGUGCCAUUCUCUGGGGAACCAUUGAAUCGAAUUGUUGUCAGACUAGCGGUUUGGUGCAUUUUAGAUUCAAUUCACGCUAUCACGUGGUGCUAAAAUUUAAAUUGUAAAAUACAAUUUCUAUAUUAAAAAUAAUUUUUAGGACUUCUUUUAAUACGUUUUCACAAUAAUAAAUUUAACUAAAUUUGAAGUUUUCAAAUACUUCAAUAAAUUAUCAAAAUGUUCAGUCAAAAGCAAUGGAUAUUGAUUCUCGACUUCGUACUUCUAGUCUUAGUUUUGAUUGCAAUGGGUUUGGUAGAAUUCGGAACUAUUCCACACUUGCAAAGCAUUGGCUUUUUUUGCGGUGAUCCCAAAAUAAGCUAUAAAUACAAAGGCGAUACAGUGGAGUCUCAUGUGCUUAUACUGGUUACGCUCAUAAUUCCAUACUUGGCCGCAAUGAUGACAGAAUACUUCGUUAAAGAAAAAAACAAAUUUAAUUCCGAACGAUAUGAAUGGUUUAAAGAAUCAUUGCGAUGGUAUCGGCAGUAUAUCUUAGGACUGAUAUUCGUAUUUUUUAUAACGGACGUCGGUAAACUUCUAAUUGGUGAACCUAGGCCACAUUUUUUAGACACAUGUCAUCCUAGAGAAGCCAAGAACUGCACUAAUAAGUAUAUAGAUCGUUAUACAUGUAUGAACGAAAAUGAAAGCGCAUAUAUCAUAAGAGAUGCUAGCAAGUCAUUUCCAUCGGGCCAUGCUUCCAUUUCAGUAUACGGAUCAAUAUCUUUGGCUUGGUAUCUACACAACAAAUGUAAAUCGCGUUCGAUGCUGUUAAUGCCAGUCUUACAGGCAUUGUGUAUACUCUGGGCCAUGUUUUGUUCCUUGACACGAAUCACUGAUCACAGACAUCAUUGGUGGGAUGUGUUGGCCGGUUCGAUCAUUGGAAUAGUGAUCACCACUUACAUUAAUGGAUUAUUUGAUAGACAAAAAAAUGAUAACAAAUCACAUUCGACUACUGAAACUUGGUCUAACGAGACGACGGACAACGGUUAUUUUACUGCAGGAAGACUUUUAAACGUCGUCCCCGAUGGUAAAAAUCCAUCUCUGAAUUUGUAAUUUUUGCCGAAAAGCAACUAUAUUGUACACAUAAAAUACUCACUUUAUAUUUUUACUCUGUACAGCAUAAGUGUUAUUGAAACAAAAAUUAUUUGUUAAUGUUUAAACAUCAGUAUUCUCACUAUUUAACUGUACAUAUAUUAAAUUACAUAUUUCCUUGUAAAUUACAUUAGAUAUAGAAAUGCGUGACAAAUUGGAAUUUUAGUAGUUCGCGAGUUUAGUCCCGUUAUUUUACACAUAUCUAAAUUUAUAAUUUUUAAUUAUUUUUAAUAUUUGUUG